Paramacrobiotus metropolitanus is the source of this 1131-nucleotide messenger RNA. RefSeq lists its product as uncharacterized. Lineage: Eukaryota; Metazoa; Tardigrada; Eutardigrada; Parachela; Macrobiotidae. Bases 70 to 1131 code for a protein of 353 amino acids. The transcript has a single exon. The record is from RefSeq and is a predicted model, not a curated record.
AUAAAAGAUGCAGUUGGAAUACAUAAGCGGAGGAGAGAAAAACAUGUGUUGGGUACGGAAAACUUCAAAAUGAAAGGUAGAAAAUCGAAAUAUUCGCCGAAAGGAAUACGGAUUUGUGAGAUCUUUGGGAAGUCAUACAAGGGUUCCGUUAACGUAUCAUAUGUAGGUUGCGAUUGCUGUUCAGUAGUUGAAAGGAGUGACAGGUGUGAUAGGAACGAUGGAGUAGGGCAUCCUGAACUACCCAUUGAUUGUGUUUUAUGCCAUGAUUGUGGAAGAUUUGAGGCAAACGAAGUUACACCGUUUUGUCCAAGAAGCUUUACUUUAAAUAAUUUAGAUCCUGGUGAAUUAGUGCCAGAACUGCAGCUUGGGUAUAUGGAAUUACAGUGCGUGCGGUUGAUAUUUCCGUUUUCCACGAUUUUGUUUCGAGCUAAACGAUUACUGCAUGCAGCUGGGCAGUUUCUUCAUAUUGUUUCUGACAUUAAUGAGUGCACUUCUGCACUUUUACCGAGACCAUCUAAUGAAUGUCUGUUGGCAGUAAAUCAAAGAAAAGGCGAAAACGCUGUAACUUCGCAUUAUUCUGUAGAUUUUGACACGGUGUAUACCGCUCUGGAAUUUUUAAGAGAAAACAACAGGUUUUAUGAAAAUAUUAUACUGAGGGGUCGAGAAGACGUUUUGGAACAAUAUCAGUGCGCCGAUGUUUUAGUAAAAAUUGAUGUACACGACAGCCUUGCACUCAUUAAUUUUGGAGGUGUAAUUCCUGAAGAAUUUUCUACAGGUCCGGAAAGGACACUGCCUUAUCAAAAUACGGCAGUCUUUAAUUUGAAAGGAAACUUUGGUUUGGAAGAAAAAUGCUAUCCAAAUUUGUUUCCUUUUGGUAAAGGGGGUGUGGAAGAUGACCGGGAGUGUCGCAUAGAUUACGGAAAGUAUUUUGAAAUUCGAUUGUUAAGCAAAGAUAACCGGUUUCAGAAGGAUCCGUCGUACGUAUUUCGGUGUCUUAAUGUUUAUCAAAGGGAGUUAAUGUGCAAAGAGGUCAAUUAUGUAUUACGGGAUGCCCAACAAUUUACUAAUGGCCAACGGGAUACGGUAGAACUGUCUAAAUGUUUGUAUCCAAAAGUGGGAGCUGUUUUAUGA